This is a messenger RNA of Parastagonospora nodorum SN15, 1950 nucleotides long. RefSeq lists its product as hypothetical. NCBI's taxonomy places the organism in Eukaryota, Fungi, Ascomycota, Dothideomycetes, Pleosporales, Phaeosphaeriaceae. Gene Ontology annotation, cellular component: fungal-type vacuole. The coding region runs from base 1 to 1917 and encodes 638 amino acids. Gene Ontology annotation, biological process: proteolysis. The record is from RefSeq and is a predicted model, not a curated record. The transcript is spliced from 2 exons. Gene Ontology annotation, molecular function: zinc ion binding; metalloaminopeptidase activity.
AUGCAACAUCACGGCGUCCAGCCUCAUUCCACACUCACCUCCAACACCAUACACUCUCCUCCUUCGUCCUUCAUCCUUCACCCCCCAAGCUGCAUCGAGGCCAACAUGACUCGCAACCCUCCAACCCUCCGCAAGACGGCCUCAAAUGCCGACCUCUACUCCGAUCCAUCUCCGCCGCGGCCGCUGCGCCACGCGUACUCUACCCUCUCCCGCUCGCAUACCACCGCAUCGCUCUCCCACCGUCCCAAGGCAGAGAAGACGGCAGAAAGAGUGGUGAACCGAGCAGCUCUUGCCGAUUUCAGGCAGAGGCACAGCAUAGCCGGGCCAUCGUACAACCUUAUCGACAUCGAGGAGGACUUCCAGCCGCUGUCGAGGCAGCAUCAGAACCCGCCACCCGUGCCACCCAAGAUUCCCGAGGUACCUGAGCAGCAAGAUGGGCUUAAGGCGGCACGUCCUGCCGCUUCGCACCCAUGGCACCCGGGUCCAACAAGGUCAAAAGACGAUGCGGCCAAGUACACGAAGCCUUUCACCGACUGGAUGACUGCCAACCCGACCAUCUUCCACGCUGUAGAUGCUGUGGCGCAGCAGUUGGAGAAGGAGGGUUACAAGAAGCUCUCUGAGCGAGAUGAGUGGGAUCUCAAGGCUGGCGGCAAGUACUACGUCGCUCGCAAUGGAACCUCGCUCAUUGCGUUUGCUGUUGGCGGUGGAUAUACGGUUGGAAAUGGUGCUGCCAUCAUCGCGGGACACAUCGAUGCCCUGACCGCGAAACUCAAGCCUAUUCCCAAGUUGCGCAACAAGGCUGGCUACGUUCAGCUCGGCGUUGCCCCCUACGCUGGUGCGCUGAGCGACACGUGGUGGGACCGUGACCUCGGCAUCGGUGGACGUGUACUCGUGAAGGAGAACGGAAAGAUCGUGACCAAGCUGGUCAAGCUGGGCUGGCCCAUUGCGAAGAUCCCUACACUUGCACCGCAUUUUGGAGCUGCUGCCGUUGGCCCCUUCAACAAGGAGACCAACAUGGUUCCCAUUAUUGGCAUCGACAACUCCGACCUUUCUGCUACAUCAAGUACCGAUGAGGAGUGGAAAGCUGGCAUGUUGGGUGGGGAAGGCACAUUUGCUGCUACUCAGCCUCCAAGGCUGAUGAAGGUCAUCGCACGCGAGCUCGGCAUCACAGACUACUCCUCCAUUGUGAACUGGGAGCUCGAACUCUUUGACACCCAACCCGCCUGCACUGGCGGCCUCGACCACGAAUUCAUCUUCGCUGGCCGUAUCGAUGACAAACUCUGCUCGUGGGCUGCCGUUCAAGCGCUCAUCAACUCCGCUUCCUCCGUAUCCGACUCUUCGCAGAUCCGCAUGAUCGCCCUCUUCGACGACGAGGAAGUCGGUUCUCUCCUCCGCCAAGGCGCUCGCGGCAACUUCCUGCCCAGCGUCAUGGAGCGCAUCGUCGAGGAAUUCGACGGCAAGAAGAGCGCCCUAGGCCGCACAUAUGCGAACUCCUUCCUCGUCUCCAGCGACGUCAUCCACGCCGUCAACCCCAACUUCCUCAACGCAUAUCUGGAAAACCACUCACCGCGCCUCAACGUCGGCCCCGCCAUCAGCGCCGACAGCAACGCCCACAUGACUACCGACGCCGUCUCCACGGCUAUCUUGCAGCGAUGCGUGGACAGCGAUGUCGGUGCCCGUACACAGGACCCUAAACUCCAGGUCUUCCAGAUCCGCAAUGAUAGCAGGAGUGGUGGCACUGUUGGGCCCAUGCUCUCUGCUGCAACGGGUAUUCGCGCGAUUGACUGCGGUAUCCCACAGUUGAGCAUGCACAGCAUCCGCGCUACGACGGGCAGUCUCGAUCCGGGGCUGGGCGUGUUUGCGUUCCAGAGCUUCUUGGAGAGGUUUGAGGGCGUGGACAAGGAGUUCAAGGACUAGAUGUAUACAAGAAUACAAGAUCCCAACUUUGCA